Pungitius pungitius (ninespine stickleback) is the source of this 1179-nucleotide messenger RNA. It is a transcript of the gene ostn, whose product is annotated as osteocrin. NCBI's taxonomy places the organism in Eukaryota, Metazoa, Chordata, Actinopteri, Perciformes, Gasterosteidae. The coding region runs from base 404 to 838 and encodes 144 amino acids. The record is from RefSeq and is a predicted model, not a curated record. The transcript is spliced from 5 exons. Gene Ontology annotation, biological process: hormone-mediated signaling pathway. Gene Ontology annotation, molecular function: signaling receptor binding.
ACAAUGAAGACCACUGUGGAAUGUGCACUUAUAUUCAUUUACUACUUAAUUCCUAGUUCAUUAUUAUUUUUAUUCUUGUCAUUUUCAUCAUUAUACUGCUGCUGUAUCUUGUGUCCUGUGAAUUUGCCCAUUGUGGGAUUAAUAUCUUAACUCUUAUUACUAUGUUGUACUGGCUCUGUGGUGCUAAUGAUGAGGAAUGGGUUAUAAAUAAAAUACAUUAUUAUUGAUUAUUGCAGAUGAGAGGAGAGGAGUUAGGAAGUGAGGAAGGAGAUAAGGGUUCAGGGGUAGGAGUUAAGGGAGGAUUCAUUACCAGGAAACUAAGCUCAUGGAAACACAGGAAGUGAUGUCACAGGAGCGAGAGCUUCUGGUUGGUGGAGAGAUUCCAGGGCAGCUGCUAUAAAACAUGAAGAGACUCCAAAGAGAAGAGAAGACACACGAGAGACUGAAGAUGCAGUCCUGUGGGUCUUUGCUGUUUCUCUUCAUGAUGUUCUUCAUGUUGCUUCACUGCAACGUAGAGGGAGCCCCCCACCCAACGCGCGUAGUCCGACCCGCCUCUUGGGCUCUGAUGAGUCUGCGCUCUCCUCCUGGGGGGGCGCUGAAGGGGAAGCUGCCCCAGCUGGAGGAUCCGAGGGGGACGGACAACGAGGUGAUGGAGCCCAAAAGGAGGAGGAGCUUCUCUUGGACCAACGCCCCGCUGGACCGCAUCUCGGUGGGCGCCAUGGAAACCAAGCAGGGAGGGGCCAAGCAGAGUAAGGCAGCAGAGUUGCCACGGCGACGAGUCGGUCCGCCUCCCAUCGACCGGAUUGGAAUGAGUCGUUUCCCGAGCAGGAGAGGGUAGGCCACGCCCCCUCCCUGAGACCCCACCACACCUGUACUCAGACGUCAAUGGCUCCACCCCUCCCCACCCUGACCCCCUCGACUCUGUGGACUUAUUGAUCCGGCAGGACGUCCCGCCGAGACACGUCUCCAUGACAACAGCAACGCGUCGAGACAACGUUAGAACCACGAGAAGCUUGGUGACGUUUGUCUUUGAGCGCCUCCUAGUGGCCGUUGGAGGAAGCGCAUCUUUGAAAGACACCUAGGAGGGUCUCAGGUAUCUCACCGGUUCCUCCCCCCCUUUGGUCCAGUUACACCAGCUUCUCUAAAUGUGAUCAAUAAAAAUGAAUUUAUCUGCAGUGA